Molecule: messenger RNA, 1215 nt
Organism: Cercopithifilaria johnstoni
Lineage: Eukaryota; Metazoa; Nematoda; Chromadorea; Rhabditida; Onchocercidae
Source: the annotation of a GenBank genome assembly
AUGAUGCAAACAGGUGACGCCCAAAUUGGUUUGGAUGGGCCAACUGUUACAGCGGAAGAUGGCUUCUUAGCAAAAGUGAUAAUCAGUUCGAUGGAUGUUAGAAAAGUUAUUGCCCUCAUUGGUGCAUUAUACUGGACUAUUAUGACUGUUUUUGUUGUUCCGGGUAUUAUUGCCGCAACGUUCCUUACCGUUAUGGUACCUGCUCUUUGUGUCAGUGUCUCAUGGUUUAACUGGCUUGAUCAUAAGCUUUGCCGUAUGGUAAACGAUCAUUGGAGUUCGGCUGUACAAAUUGCAGGUAUUAAUAUUGUGGAGUAUGGUGACGAUAUUUCAAAGCUCUCCGAAAAACGAGUUUUAUUUCUUUCAAAUCAUUUGGGUCUUGCUGAUCAUUUCGUGAUUAUGUCAGCAUUACGAAACAAAGGAGCUGUUGUUGAAAAGUACCUUUGGGUAAUAUAUAAUAUAUGGAAAAUGACACCACUGGGUGUUAUGUGGAUUAUCCACGGUAAUUAUUUUGUUGACGGUGGUGCUGCAAAACGAAACCAAAUGAUAGAGGAUUUCAAAACGCAUUUGAAAAGGAAUUAUUGGAAAUAUGAUCAUCGAUGGAUUAUUAUGUACCCGGAGGGAGCAAGACUAUAUCGGAUUAAAGAAAGUAAUGCUCGAUACGCAGCUCGCAAAGGUUAUAAGAUCUUUCGGCACUGCGCACUACCACGUACUGGCGCUGCUCAUGCUGCUAUCGAAAUAACAAGUGAUGCAACCAUUGAGGACAUCAAUAGUUCACUCGAAUACAUUAUUGAUUGUACCUUGGGAUAUGAGAAUGGAGAUGUACCCAGUAUCGGUAGCUGGUUACUCGGCGAAUUACCGAAUGGACUUCUAAAUGUUGCUAUUUAUUACAAAGUUUAUCGAAUAAAGUCUGAGUGGAAGGACGAAAAUAUGCUGAGACAUUGGUUGUAUGACAUCUAUGAAGAAAAAGAUGAAUUACUAGAAAAGUUUUACCAGAGUGGCGUAUUUCCGAUGGAUUCACAGCACCAUCCAACCGUCAUAAGUACUUCAAUAUCCAGUUGUUUAUUUGUUGAGGCAUUUUGGCUUUUGCUCCUAUACCUUCACUAUUCCAUAUGGUUGAAGUCAGUUACUACCCUGAUUUACCGAUGUUUUCUUCUUAUAUUUGCUUUCUUUUGGGAUCUUUUAAAUUUUUUCCAGAUAUCAUACUUCUUUCUUUAA